UUUCAUGGCUCAACUUCACAGCUUUCCCAAGAAACAAUCAUGGGGUACAUGGGAGGAGCUUUUACUUGCCUGCGCCGUUCAUCGUUACGGCAGCGACAGUUGGGGCUCCGUUGCCAUGGAACUCCAGAAGCGAACUUCCACGCUCCAACCCCUCUCUUUUACUCCCCUCUCUUGUCAACACAAGUUUGAAGACCUUAAACGCCGUUUCGCUGUAAACGGCGGCGACGACAAAAAUACUGAUAACAUCUUCACCGCUGCCGUUCCUUGGCUUGAUGAGCUACGAAAACUCCGCGUCGCUGAACUACGCCGCCAAGUCCAACAAUAUGAUCUCUCCAUCGUAUCCUUGCAAUUGAAGGUGCAGAAACUGAAAGAAGAGAGAGAACAUAGGUUGAUAGAGAACGGAAAAGAAACUGGAAAAUCGGAUCUGAAGAGAGAGAAGGAAAGCGAAAAGAUGGGAGAAGAUAAUAAACCGGAGAAUAAAAUACGAAGACAGAUUCAUGGCAGGAAAGAGACCGACCGGGAGAAUCAUUCGGUAAACGAAUCUAAUUUUACAGUUCCGAAAGAGAAGAGUCCGGGAACCGGGCCGGAGGAAGUGAAAUUUAGACCGGAUGAAUAUGAAAUGGCGAAGGUGGUGCAGAGCAUGAAGCCUGCGGGCGGAGAUUCCUGCAACGGCAGCUCUGGUAGUGUGGCGAAGGAAUCGGCUGAAAACUCAGGGCGAGUUGACCCGAGGGAAACCGGUGAAUCGCCGGAGUCGAUGGCCGAAUCUAAGGGAGAAGAACCUAAUAGAGAGAGCAGCGAUGUCCAGAGCACGGCGAGCCUGUCCGUCAAGGAAAACAAAAAUGCUGAACCGUAUAAUGAGGAGUUGGAGCAAUCUCCCGCCAUCAAGGAGGUUUCCGCUGAAUCUGGGCCGUUGAUAGAGCUCCUCGAGAUCUUCCGGUCUCAUAAGGUCGGCUCACUUUUCGAGCGCCGACUCGAAAUCCAGGAAGAUUACCAUAAGUUGAUCCGGCAACAUCUUGACUUGGAGACAAUUCGCAUAAGGCUUGAAGAUGGCCGCUAUUCAGGAUGCAAAAGCAAGUUCUUUAGAGACUUGCUGUUGCUUUUAAGCAAUGCCAUUGUUUUCUUCGGCAAGCAAUCCUCGGAAUUCGCUGCAGUCGUCGAGCUUCGACAACUUGUCUCGAAGGAGAUUGCUGCCCACGUUCCUAAUUCAAACCUACUGCCCAAGGAACAAUCGUCUACUCUGCCUGAAUCCCAGAUAACUUGGAAACCAGAACCUGAACUGUCGCACUCCUUGACAAUGAAAACUAAACUAUCGGUCCCACUCAUUGCUUGCCGCAAACGCAGCUCAAUUGCCGCAAAAUCAUCAUCAUCUUCUGGACAAGAGAAAAAGAGGCAGCCGAUUUCGUCGUUAAUGAACGAGAAACCAGCUCUAGAUUGGAAGCAGGAUGAUAAAUCGACCGAGAAAGCCGAGGAAACUCUUGCAACAAAGAAGAGAACGAGAGAACGAUCUGCCUCGGGUGCGAGAAAAGCAAACAAAGAUGCAAAGGCCCUGAAUAAUACCAAAACCAGCAAGAGCUCAGAUUCCAUUACCACUGCGAGCAAAGGCGGAUCAUCAAGUGAGAACUCGGAAUCCAAAGGGGAGUCAAAGGUCGAGAAGGAGAAGACCAACACAAAUGUGAGUUUGAAGAAGCGAAGCGCAGCGAAUUUCUUAAAUAGAAUGAGGAGUAAUGGGGAAUUGACGGAGAUGAUUAGUGCUGAUAACGGUAAAGGAGGAGAUGCAGGCGGGAGAAAGAAAAGCAGCGGUGGCAAAGGUGAUCAACAGAAGGAUGGAAGUUCGAAAUCACGGACACGGUCGGGUGGAAAAAGAAGGAAAGAGAAGGGAGGCCCGGUGAAGAGGAGUACAGGACGACCGCCAAAGGGGGUGGUGGCACCAUCGCCUGCCGGCCAAUCGGGUCCUGGUAAACGUGUGAGGGAAGCUGUUGAGAAUUAUUCUGGUAGUGGACAUGCAAAGAAGCGUUCAAAAAAAUGAACAGUUCCAGGUAUUGAUUUUA
Molecule: messenger RNA, 2048 nt
Organism: Hibiscus syriacus
Lineage: Eukaryota; Viridiplantae; Streptophyta; Magnoliopsida; Malvales; Malvaceae
Exons: 3
Coding region: 5-2026 (673 amino acids)
Molecular function (GO): protein binding
Source: RefSeq, a predicted model, not a curated record